AUGGCCCCCGAAGUGGCUUUGCUGCAGCAAAGAGACACUUCUAAAUCCUCCAAACUGUCUCCUCAAAAGGCCCGCAGCGGCAGCAAAACAAGCCAACCAACAGCAGUUGGGCGGCCCCAACGGGGGCCCCAAACGGGGGACCCAGAGGGGCCCCAGGGGCCCCAAACGGGGGCCCCAGAGACCCAAAAGGGGCCCCAAGAGGGGUCCCGGGGGCCCCUCAGGGGGCCCUGUUUGGGGCCCCCAAAGAUCGAAGAGGGACCCCUAGGAAAAGCGGCCCUAGGGGGGCCCCCAGAAUGGGGGCCCCCAGAAGGGGUGCUCCCAGAAGAGGGGCCCCCAGAAGGGGGGCCCCCAGAAGAGGGGCCCCCAGAAGGGGGGCCCCCAGAAGAGGGGCCCCCAGAAGGAGGGCCCCCAGAAGAGGGGCCCCCAGAAGGGGAUGGAAGUGUUGGGGGUUAUUCAAGCAAAGCAGAUUGGUGGAGCUUUGGGGCUGUGCUGUUUGAGUGUCUCUUUGGCUUCCCGCCGCUGGGCCGGCUGGUUCUGCCCCGCCAGCUGCAGCAGCAGCAGCAGCAGCAGCAGCUGCAGCAGCAGGAGGAGGAUUGUGGGGGCACGACGGACGACGUGCAUGCAGGUAGAGACACUGCAGCAGCAGCAGCAGCAGCAGCAGCAGCAGCAGCAAGGACCUCAGACCCUCCUUUUAUGCCAGUUGUGGGGGUCGCCAACCCCGAGUUGAUUCUUUGCAUGCUGCGAAACUAUGAAAAGUAUAUUACUUUGCCUCCCCCCCCUUUUGUCAUUAGGGGGGCCCCCCAAAAGGAGACCCUGGCCCAGAAGGGGGCCCCUGGAGGGGCCCCCUCGGGGGCCCCCGUGGGGGCCCCCUGUGGGGCCCCCUGUGGGGCCCCUGGGGGGCCCUCCGAGAGGUUUCCUGGGGAGUACCCCUGGGGAGCCUCUGGGGGGACCCCUGGGGGGCCCCCUGGGGGGCCACUAGGGGGGCCCCCUGGGGGCCCCCCGGGGGGGCCCCCCACAGUGUCUGCAGAGGCAGUUGACCUGCUGCAGCAUUUGCUGUGUCCGCAAGAGUGCAGAUUUGGUUAUAAAGAAAUAAGGAGACACCCGUGGUUUUCAGGGUACUGUUGGAGUUCAAAGAAAAAGAAAAAAGGAGGCAAAAUAAAAGCAAAAGGAGACAAAAAGAAAACAAAAAAACACCAAAGGGACCAAAAACUGUACCCUCAUUUCCCCCCCCUCACGCCCCCCAGCAGCAGCGCCUUCUCCUCGGAGACAGAAGAGACACAAGACUCAGCAGACGAGCAGGGGGCCCCCCU
Molecule: messenger RNA, 1310 nt
Organism: Eimeria tenella
Lineage: Eukaryota; Apicomplexa; Conoidasida; Eucoccidiorida; Eimeriidae
Product: SRS47A, putative
Exons: 2
Biological process (GO): protein phosphorylation; mitotic DNA damage checkpoint signaling
Cellular component (GO): nucleus
Molecular function (GO): protein serine/threonine kinase activity; ATP binding
Source: RefSeq, a predicted model, not a curated record